AUGGACUACGGUGAGAUCAUCACCGCAUUGCAGCAUGUCGUCUCGUGCGCGGGCAGCUUGCGCCUGGCCAACUGUGUCGGAGCCGACCGGGCGCAGUCCUUUGAAUGUCAGGCGCAGGAGGCCCUGGAGCUGCUUCGUCCUGGCGCCAGCACCGGCGUCACCAUACCACAGGCCACAGCGCUGCUGUGCCAGCUGGCCCUGGACUGCAUAGGACUGACCAACGCGGUGGAUCUGCAGCUCGCCUCGCAGAUGACCGAAUGCUUCGACCAGAGUCUGGUUGUGUGGGGCUUCAGCGUCGAGCUGGCGCAGGCGAUUGCCAUGAGCCUGGCAGCAGUGGCGGGGCUGCUCUCCUUGGGCAACCAUGACAUGAGCAUCCCGAGCCACCGCUAUGCGAAGCGCGCCCAGAUCGCACCGUAUCUUGAACCCGUGGCUGCGGAUUUCGACAUGAUCUCCAUGCAGGUCUACGGGGCACUCUGCCGCUUUGAGACCGAAGCAAGCUGCAGUGGGGAGGAAGAGAGGCAGCUGCAAAGAUCCUUUCAGCUGAUCUGCAUUUGGAUCCUCACGAUCCUGUCCCGCUUCGAGGGCUCCGGGCCCUUGCAGACGGGGAGCCUCUGGGAGUGGGCGAACGGCGACCCCCACUGGGCCCUGGCCUUGGCAAAGGGCGUCCUCGGCUUCUCCGAGGAGGCUGGCAGCGAUGUCCUUCCCAGAGAGCUGCCAGAGCUGAAAAAUGCGGUGCUGCUGGCGCUUUGUGGCCUGGGCUCCCCGGACAUUGCCUUUGGCGGAGAGCUGGAGGCUGAUGUCAUCGCCGAUGACUUGGGCGUGAUUGGGUGCUUCUCCAUGCAAGAGCGCCUUGUUGGCCUUGAUUUGCACCGGAGCCGGCUGGCCUUGGCCGCCUGUGAUGCUUCACUGCUUCAGCCACUCCUGGCCCACGUCACGACGUCGUCCAAGCAAGGUGAGUGCACCAAAGCCGUGGUGUCCUUCCUCACAGCACUGGCAAAGCCGGUGCAAAGCCAAGCCAGCGCUUGGGCAGAGGUCAUCGCAGAGGCGGACACGGACACUGGCAUCCGAAAUCAGACUGAUGCCGCUGGAGUCAUCGAUGCCUUUGUUGCAGAAGCAUCUGGCUAUGACCGAAGCCUUUGGGGCUUGGUGUUCUCCCUCGCUCCGGAGGAGCUGGACGCAAGGUGUUUGGGCGAGGUCGCCCUCCUCGCGGCCCUGGUCCCUCCGCCUGCUUUGGAGGCCUCUGGGGCGCUGGUCGCCUGGACGCAGACCACACAGGCUGUGAGAAUGGCUGCCGAGAGUGCUGGCGUUCCUCCCUCUCCAGCCUUUCCUUCUGCGUCGCUGGCCGCCCUGGUGGCCUUGGCGGCGGCUGCUGGUCUGGAGCCACCCCUGGAGCCUUUGGGCACCGGUGGCACUGGUGCAACUUGGGACGACCCGGAGGAAGCGUCUGGAAGCAGGGAACUCUGGGCUGCGCUCAGUGCCUUGAGCGCCAAGGAGAGCUCGCAGGUCGCCCAGCACCUCGCACGGUCCCGUGCUCCCGUACGACGGCCGGAGACAUGGGAGCGCUGGUACAGCCGCAUCGGCGUGCCCGCCGCGCCUUCGGUGCCUUCCGCGCCUUCUGCGCCUUCUGCGACCCCUGCGCCGCCGAUGCUGCCGGAGCCGCCGGAGCCGCCGGAGCCCGCUGCGGUCCCGGAUCCGACCGCACCACCCGCAGCUCCCGCCGCUCCGUCUCGUCCCCAGCCGCCCCAGCCCAGAGCAGCGAGCCUCAGGGAACGUUUGCGUGAUGCACCGGCAGAGCUUUGCUGUGCGGUGGAUGGAAAGCUGCUUGUGGAUCCAGUGCGCUCGCCAGCCGGCCACGUCUUUGAGAGGACGAACCUGGUGACAGCUUUGCAGAGUACGGGCGGCCUCUGUCCACUGACCUCUCAGCCUUUGUCAUUGGCCGACUGCCCGCGUGCAGCGGAUCUCCGCCUCCAAGCAACGCAGUGGGUGCGGAAUCUUGGCCGCGGUCGAGUCUGA
Symbiodinium natans is the source of this 2013-nucleotide messenger RNA. The record is from the annotation of a GenBank genome assembly. Lineage: Eukaryota; Dinophyceae; Suessiales; Symbiodiniaceae.